AGAUUCGCUUUCGCUUCCGCGCAGUGACGCUCCCAGCCAGCCCCACAUCUCGGGGGCGACCUCCGGGGGAAGGUCAAGCGGAGCACCCCCCGCCCAGGUGCCGCUCCGAGGUAGGGGCUCCUUCGCGGGUGGGCGGACAAGCUGCCAGCCAGUCGGGAGUCGCCCCCGAGAUAUGGGGUUGGGGCGGCGGCCUUUGGCCCGGAGACCUUCGGAGAGUUAAGGGCCUCCGGGGUGGGUCGGUGGGCGGUCCUUCUCUCCCUGGAUCCCGUGCAAGGGGAGGUCAUGCUGGUCGCAAGGGCCUCCAUGAGAGCUGGCCAAGGGCGCCCCCGCCGGCCCCAGGAGUCCCCUGGGAACCCAGGAGUCCUGCCCCCUAACCCCCACUCCCGCUGGAAAGAGCCGCCCCGCACUUCUGGCUCGACGUGUUGUAAAAACCGGGGGUCGCCUGUGCAGCUCAACCCACGGAGAGUGGCGCUUUCAACCCCGUCUGCGGGUUUCCCCGUGUUUGUGGCUGUGCGUUUAACGCGCUCCUGUUCGUGCCCUAGCGCACUUAUGGACAAUGUACAGAGCCUCGAUUUCCUUACAUCAGGCGCAAGGGCUCCCUCGCCUGCCUCCUGGGCACACACCGAUCGGGGAGCACCCUCUCACCCCAGGCUCCUAGCAGGAGAAAAGGGGGGGCCAGCAGGGCAGGUGGCUGGGCCUCUCCAGGUAAGGCUGAAGGAAACAUUCCCCCCCCCCAAUUGAAGCCCCAGGCUAAGGCAGAGCUCUCCAGAUGUUGCUGGACUCCAACUCCCUCCCUGAGCGCUGACCUUGCAGGGAGUUCAAAAGUCCAGCCAUAUCUGGUGUUUGCAGUACUUUUGUCCCAAGAAGACUGGACAAAGUCAGGGUCAGGGAGGGGGGAGGGUAUCCUUGGCUCCUAGCCACAAUUGAGACUCUGCUGUGCCUCAGUGGUUGGUAGGGACUGCGGAGGGAAGGAGCUUCGUUGAUUAUGGUUCCUAAAUGGAGCCUCCAUGGACAGAGCCAGUCUAACUUGGAAUCGCGGAGAACAGGAGUGGGAGGAGGCUGUGGCUCUCAGGUGCUGCUUGGGGGCUUCCCAUAAUGGGCACUGGUAGGGCAGGAUAUGCUGGGUGAGAUGGGCCCCUUUCGGCCUGAUUCAGUAGUCAGGCUCCUCUUACAUUCUUAAGAGGCAGAGGGACCAGAGCAGUUCUGGCAUUCCUGGGGGCUGGGGGUCUGGCCCCCUGGACCUCCCUUUUGAUCUCCAUGCACCUGACUCACACCCCAAGACUGAAGCCAGAAUCCUGGAUUUCUGCGUCUCCUUCUUGCUCUGCUGACCCACCCUCUCGACUCUGUGGCUCCCAGCCCCCUCCUUAACCCUACUUGCUCCCACAUGGACAGCCACUCAACUUCCCUGGCCCAUCUUCUAGAACAGGCAUGUCAAACCUGCGGCCCUCCAGAUGUUUUGGACUACAAUUCCCAUCUUCCCCAACCACUGGUCCUGCUAGCUAGGGAUCAUGGAUGUUGUAGGCCAAAACAUCUGGAGGGCCGCAGGUUUGACAUGCCUGUUCUAGAACAUUGACACCACAAAUUGUAGCAUUGGAAGGGAUCCCCGAGGGUCAUCUAGCCCAGCCCCCUUCAAUAAAGGAUUCUCAAGUAAAGCACCCAAGACAGAUGGCCAUCCAACCUCUGCUUAAAAACCUCCAAGGAAGGAGAGACAACAGCCUCCCGAGGGAGUCCGCUCCACUGCCAAACUGCUCUUACUAGAGCAACACGUGGCCAUGUACAAUAUCAACUCUUUAUAAUAUCAACAGAACCAAAAACUUAACAUAUAUGAACAAUGUAAAUAACUCUUAGAAGAUUCUCUUCAAAACAUAAACAAUAAAGCAGGAUUCAGUUGAGUCUCUGAAAUCAUAAAUCAAGGAAAUGUGGCAAAAAGUCAGUCAUCAAAAACCAAGUGGAAAGAUGAAUAGUGUUCCAAUGAUGCUGAAGUGGUUAACAAACUCAUGAUGUACAGUGUUUCCGGAUGACAGUUCGUUAACCACCAUGUGGUUAACAGUUCGUUAACCAUCAUGCCAGUUUGUAUAUGGAAAUAAUUGGUAAAAGAAAAACAACAAAAAGAUGGAAACUAAAUGAGCUAUUGCUAGAAGAUGAAAAUAUAAUAAAAAAAGCAGAAUUGGUCCUAAAAGAUUAUCUAUAUAUAUAUAUAAAUGUGAAAGGUCCGUGUUUGUGUUUCAUGACCUUUCUCCAAAUCUGCUUGACCAAUUGAGUUGAAAUUUGGACACAAUGUUCCAGUCCAAUAUGCAAGUGUUUCCAUAAACCUAGAUUACACGGAUGUGACACCAGUCACAGGUAAAAGCAUGAAUUUGUGCAAAAAAGCUCCCUCCAGUGGAUUGCAAAGGAUGUCAAAAUCAUGGGAAGAAGCUUAUAUCUCAGUCAUCCCAAAACAAAGCUCAGAUAUGAACCAAAUGAAAAAAAAUUAGACCAAUUUCCCUAUUGAGUAAUGAUUAUAAAUUAUUUGCAGGAAUUAUAGCCAACAGAUUGAAAAAAGUUAUGAAAGAUCUAAUUAAUACUGAUCAAGCAGGUUUCCUCCCAGGCAGAUUUAUGCAUAACAAUCUUAGGAAUGUAAUAGAUAUUUUAGAAUAUCUAAAUGUCAAGAUUAAUAAAAAAGCAGCACUUCUGCUGCUUGAUGCCGAAAAAGCCUUUGAUAAAGUGCCGUGGAUAUUUCUGAAAAAGACUAUAAAGCUAACAGAAUUUGGUAACAAAUUAUUUAAUGGAAUUGAUGCAAUUUAUAAAAUGCAAAGACCAAAACCUUUAAAGCCCUAUGCGGCUUGGGACCCUCGUACCUACGGGACCACCUCUCCUGGUAUGCCCCGCGGAGGACCUUAAGGUCCACAAACAAUAAUAUUCUGGAGAUCCCGAGCCAUAAGAUGGCUAGAUUGGCCUCUACUAGAGCCAGGGCCUUUUCAGUACUGGCCCCAACUUGGUGGAACGCUCUUUCCCAGGAGACCAGGGCCCUGUGGGAUUUGUCAUCUUUCCGCAGGGCCUGCAAGACAGAGCUGUUCCGCCUGGCCUUUGGGUUAGACUCAGCUUGACCCCUGUGUUUUCCUCCCUCAUGGCUUGGAUUUAUGGACUACUUGAAAUGAGGCUGCACUUUAAAUUUUAAUACUGUAUUUUAUUUUAAUUAAUUGUUUUUAUGUUUUAUUGUAAUUCUGUUGGUGUGAGCCGCCCUGAGCCCGGUUUUUGACUGGGGAGGGCGGGGUAUAAAUAAAAAUUUGUUAUUAUUAUUAUUAAAUUAUGAGUUGUCUGGGGAAGUAAUAAUCCAAAGAGGCACCAGACAGGAGUGCCCCCUAUCUCCAUUAUUAUUUAUUUUGAGUUUGGAAUUUUUAUUGGAAAGUAUAAGAAAAGAUGGUAUGAUUAAAGGAAUUGCAAUUGGUAGAGAUGUCCACAAAAUUCAGGUGUUCGCAGACGACAUGAUAAUCACAAUGAAGGAACCAAAGGAGAGCAUACAACAAACACUAAAAAGAAUCACGGAAUUUGGGAAACUGGUUCCUUUCAAGGCACCGAGAGGAGCAAUCUCCCAGCAGCGGGGGCCACCCCACCAUGGCUGCCAAGGCCCCGUCCCUCUCCGAAGCCCUCACCAGCGGCUUCCUGACCUGCACCAUCUGCCUGGAGCGCCUGCGCCGCCCCAAGAUCCUGCCCUGCCUGCACAGCUACUGCCAGGAGUGCCUGCGGAAGUUGGCAGGAGGCCGGAAGGAGCUGCAGUGCCCCGAGUGCCGUGAGGGGGUGGCCCUCCCAGAGGGGGGCGUGGGCGCUCUCCGGACCAACUUCUUCAUCAACGGCCUGCUGGACCUGGUCCGCCCCGCUGGGAAGGCACAGCCCACCUGCAGCCUCUGCCCACUCAUCGGCCAGGAGGCCAGCCGGCCGGCCGUCUCCCGCUGCCUGGACUGUGCAGACGACAUGUGCCAGGACUGCGCCAGUGGGCACCGCUGCUCCCGCCUCACCCACCUCCACCUUGUGGUGGCCAUGGAGGACUACCUCUCCGGGGAGCACGACGAGGAGAUCCGGAAGCGCCAGGCGCUGCGGUGCAAGGAGCACGCUGGCGAGGAGCUGCGCUUCUUUUGCACGCCUUGUGCCGCCGUCCUCUGCCGGGAGUGCCGCCUGGGGGCCCACCUCCAGCACCCUUGCCUGUCCCUGCCUGAGGCGGCCCAGGCCCGCCGGCCGGUAAUUGUGGAGCUCCUGUCUGGGGUGGAGGAGACGGUGCAGGUCAUCCGGAUGGGGAGGGCCAACCUGGAGAGGGAGGCAGCACAGCUGCAGGUGCGCGAGGCUAGCAUCCGGGAUGCGGUGGAGCAGGCAUGCUCACGGGUGGUGCAGCGGCUGCUGGCACACCAGGAGGAGGUCCUGGCCCAGCUGGAGGACUAUGUGAAGGAGCGGCAGAAGGCCUGUCAGGCCCUCUGCUCCGAUCUGGAGUUCCAAGAGCAGGUGGCCUCCAGCACAGUGGCCUUUGCCCAGAAGGUGCUGGGCCUGGGGAGGGAGGUGGAGAUCGUCUCCCUGGAGCAGGUCAUCUGUGAGCGUCUCCGGCAUCUGCAAGGCUUCUCCUGGGAGCCACUGGCCACCCGCCUGCCCUGCCUGGUGGUUGACGCUGAGAUUGAGGGCAGCAGCCCCCGCCUGUUCCACCUGGAGUUCCGGGAGGAGAGCCCCGCAGGAGUGCCAGAGGGCAACAAGGAGGCGGCCACGAAAGGGGCAAAGAAGAAGAAGAAGCAAGUGCAGCCCGCCGAGGAGGGAUCCCAAUCGACUGUCCUCAGCCUCUCCGACGUAGCCCCCGUGCCUCCUCCCAAGGUCCCAGAAGCUUCUCUUUUGACACCCAAGCCUCUCUUCUCGUGUAGCUUCUGGGUCAAGACAUCCAGCGACAAGAAACGCCCCCAAGUCACAGGGCUCUGCCCCUUUGGCUCUGGAGAGCUGCUGGUGGCAGAUGAGCAAAACCAGAAGCUGAAGCGCUUCUCCCUGCAGGGGGAGUUCAAGGGCACCGUCCCUGUCCCCAGUGGCGUGGCCCCGGUCAGCGUGGCCGUUGUGGGCAGCAAGGUGGCCUUUACAGCCGGUUCCUGCCUCUACCUCCUGAACGGUGAAGGUGGCCUCGUGUGGCAGAAGGCCCUGCAAAGGGGGCAGGCCAGUCAUGCCGUGGUGGCGCUGGGGGGAGACUGUGUGGCAGUGUGCGUGGCCGGGCAUUUGGAGGUGUACGACCUGGAGGGGCGGCUGCUGGAGAAGAUUGUGCCCAAGGGCAGUGCGGAGAGGUGCCUUGUUUUCCUGGCCAAGCGCAAGGACGGCUUUGUGGGCUCGGACUGGUACCGCCGCAGCGUGGUCCUGUUCACCAGGACGGGGCAGCUGGUGGCCGAGUGUUCUGAGGAUCAGCUGGGCAAGUGCCAGCCGGGGGCCGUCUGUGCCGACGCCACGGGCAUCAUCUAUGUGGUCCUGCGGGAGCUGAACAAGGUGGUCGCCUUCUCCCCCAGCGGGGAAGACUUGGGGGCCUUCCUCACUGCCGAGAACAGCAUCGACCGGCCACGGGUGGUUACGGUGACUGGGGAGGGACGCUUUGCUGUGGCUCUGAGCAACGGCACCGUCCACAUCUUCCGGAUCAGAUAUCAGGGCAAGUGAGACAGAGGAAGGCCGGGGGGGGGGGGGUUGAAAGCUGUAAGUCCCAGAGUUAAUGAGCCAAGGCAGACUGGUGUGCCCAUGGUCACACAAGGUGAGCAAUGGUGUGUGUAGGAGAGUAAAAGCAACAAUUCCUCCCGCCUGCCUUCCUGUCUGGAUUGGGUCGGCCCCCACCAGAGUUGUGCUUUAGUUUCCUCUAGAGUUGUUGUCCCAAGAGUGGCCACCAGAGGGCAAUAUGGAAAUGAUAGAACCUGGCAUAGAACGGCCUAAAGUUUUAAUUACAGGUAGGUAGCCCUGUUGGUCUGAGUCGAAACAAAAUAAAAAAAUUCCUUCAGUAGCACCUUAAAGACCAACUAAGUUUUUAUUUUGGUAUGAGCUUUCGUGUGGAUGCACACUGAAGUUUUUAUUUUGGUUUUUAUUUUGGUAUGAGCUUCCGUGUGCAUGCACACUUCAGUGUGCAUCCACACGAAAGCUCAUACCAAAAUAAAAACUUAGUUGGUCUUUAAGGUGCUACUGAAGGAAUUUUUUUAUUUUCUAAAGUUUUAAGUUCCUUUUGUUCUCCCAUGUAAAUCAGGGGUAUGAAAAAGUCCACCAAAAAUCCAAAAUGCUGCAACUGCUGGAUAAUGGCAGGCAGCAGUAGAGACCUGCUUACACUUAUAUUUAGAAUAUACCAGCUUGGGGCUUGAAGCUGGAAUACGGUUUGUUUGUCUACUUCAUCAGGUCUAGAACUCGUUUACACCCGUUAGUGGUCAGGGUGUGGCUAUGUCUCGUGAGUCAAUGUGUAAAAACAUGGGAAGCAUGGACCGAAUAAGGAGAAAGGUAAACAGGAGUGGUGGUCUUCGAAAUCAGAGUAAUGGGAGAUGUUGACAAAGGUGGAGAUUUUAGCAGGGAAAUUAGGCGGUCGUGAUAGGCUGUAAACCUUGCAGUACCCAGCCAGUGGGGAGACAAGGGAGGGAACCUGCGGUUCAGGUAUAGGGAAUAUAAGCUUAUGAUUUGUCAAUUUUGGGUGUGCCUACUUUGGAAACCCAUUCCUGCAAGGACGUAUUGUAUUCAAUAAACUCUCUGCUUUUUCACCAAUUUUAUUCAGAUUAAGGGUCUUAGGACCCACUUUUUUCUGACAGAGGAGGUCCCCUCUGACAAGAGGGUGGGCAUCAUAACCUUUCCAAAGUGCCUUUUCUUCAUCACCAAAGCAGAUCCCUCAGCUGCUUUCCUGCUCUCAGGGGGAAACUCUGGGCUUGGCCAGGUGUUUUGCAAAAGGGCUCUCAAAUUUGGCCUGCUGGUGCGGCCAGCUUCCAGCUGCUAAAUGGGGCAUAACACAACAGUGUGUACGUAAUUGGAACGUGAAUGAGAGUCUGGGGCAUGAUAUUAAGCCUGAACGUUAUAUUCAUUUGCACCCCAAGGAGACCAUCACUGAGUGGGGAUCCCGUCUGUGCCUUGCGCAAAAAUCUGACAGAAGAACAUGCUUUGUAACUCUGUUCUGAUCACCAUUCCUCUCUCUUUUUCUAUAAAUACCAUUCAAUAAUAAAACAAAAGUGUAUAUUUGCAUCUUUGCAAGAGAGGACAAUUGUAUAUGAGCCGAAAUAAAAGAGUCUGGUUUAAAAAUUUCCUGCAGUUCUGAGAUGUUUGUCCUGGGAUGAUUUCAGAUGGGAACUUAAUACAGUGGUACCUCUAGUUAAGAACUUAAUUCAUUCCAGAGGUCCAUUCUUAACCUGAAACUGUUCUUAACCUGAAGUGCCGCUUUAGCUAAUGAGGCCUCUGCUGUUGCUUUGAUAGAGCCUGAGGAGGGGGCUGUUGGGGGCUCCUAGGCAGGGUGGCUUUGCUCUGCCUCCAAAGUUGGUGUAAUGAUAAUAAGUUGGAGGCAGCAAUGCUUCUGAAUACUACCGUAGUAGCUGGAAACAGGAAAGUUGCAUCUGGUUGGCCACUGUGAGGACAGAAUGCUGCAAGUCUAUAAUCUGGUGUAAAAAUUAAAAUCACAAUGCAUUAACCUAACUGGAGCAAAUCUUCUUAGCUGCCAGAGCAAAUUUGGCUGCCUGGUGUGUAAUUUUUAGGUAUUUAUCGGCUAAGAGGUCAACUAUCACUUCCUGGGAGGAUUAAUCCAAGAACCUGAUGAGGAGUUACCCAUUUUUCUCUGGGCACCAUAUUUAAAUGGCAAAUCAACUAUUAGUAGUAGUAUACCUGUAGAUCUCAGGGAAGGGAUCCAGGUGGCGCUGUGGGUUAAACCACAGAGUCUAGGGCUUGCUGAUCAGAAGGUCGGCGGUUCGAAUCCCUGCAACGGGGUGAGCUCCCGUUGCUCAGUCCCAGCUCCUGCCAACCUAG
Messenger RNA from Zootoca vivipara (common lizard), 7956 nucleotides. Lineage: Eukaryota; Metazoa; Chordata; Lepidosauria; Squamata; Lacertidae. The record is from RefSeq and is a predicted model, not a curated record.